Molecule: messenger RNA, 3836 nt
Organism: Triplophysa dalaica
Lineage: Eukaryota; Metazoa; Chordata; Actinopteri; Cypriniformes; Nemacheilidae
Gene: pigo
Product: phosphatidylinositol glycan anchor biosynthesis, class O
Exons: 12
Coding region: 209-3544 (1111 amino acids)
Biological process (GO): GPI anchor biosynthetic process
Cellular component (GO): endoplasmic reticulum membrane
Molecular function (GO): mannose-ethanolamine phosphotransferase activity
Source: RefSeq, a predicted model, not a curated record
GUGGCAACCGGGCUCCGCGAUGACCAAUAUUAAAACAAAACCGACGGGCGAUUUCUCUGUAUGUCACCGAAUGUCGAGCAGCGGUGAGAAUCUGAGAGGAUCUCCGCCAGAUGUCGUUUAACCUGCGGCGCUUUAGCCUCCUCGCAGUGGAUGUACAUCGUACAUUUCAGUUCCCGAAAAGAGAGAGGACGAACACAGCGAAGCAAGAAUGAGGAGCCUCCCUGUCCUGUUGCCUCUCAUCUGGGUCUGCUCAGUGUUCUAUGUAGGUAUCUUCUUGUUCGUUGGAGGCUUUUUAUUAGUCAGACUGGAGGUCAACAGAACCAGCACCUGUGCAGACAUAUUAUCUCCGGGAGCCCAGGUGAAGGGGGAUUUCUGCCUGAGCGAGCCACGCUUUCGUAGGGCAGUGGUCUUAAUCAUCGACGCACUCAAAGCUGACUUCACCCGCUAUGAUCCAGAGAACACAGCACCCAAACCGUUUGAGAAUAAGCUGCCCGUGUUAGAUGAAAUGGGAUCGUUGCACCCGUCUCAUGCGAGACUUUACACCUUUCGGGCCGAUCCCCCAACCACCACCAUGCAGAGGAUCAAGGGCUUUACAACAGGUUCUCUGCCAACAUUCAUUGACGUCGGGAACAAUUUUGCCUCCAAUGCCAUCCUGGAAGAUAAUCUGGUGCACCAGUUGGGCCAAGUGGGCAAAAGAGUUGUGUUCAUGGGGGAUGAUACGUGGGUGAGUCUGUUCCCAAAGAAGUUCCACAGAUCUCUGCCUUUCCCCUCCUUCAAUGUGAAAGACCUGCACACCGUUGACAACGGCAUUCUCCAAAACAUCUAUCCUACCAUGGAGGGGGAGGAUUGGGAUGUGUUGAUCGCUCACUUCCUGGGUGUGGAUCACUGCGGGCACAGGUUUGGCCCUGAUCACCCUGCGAUGGCUGAGAAACUCUCACAGAUGGAUGGAGUUAUCAGGUCGGUUAUAAAGCGUCUGAAGAACGACACAUUGUUGGUGGUGAUGGGAGAUCAUGGAAUGACAGACACUGGGGAUCAUGGGGGAGAAAGCCAGAAAGAGACGGACGCUGCCCUGUUUCUAUACAGUUCCUCACCUUUAUUUUCAGCUCCAGGAUCUCAGAUGGAGCCCGAGGUAGUUCCUCAGACGGAUUUAGUACCCACGCUAGCAUUGCUUUUGGGAGUUCCCAUUCCUUACAGCAGCGUGGGCCAGGUUCUUCUGCCGCUGUUUCCUCAGAACGGCUCCCGUAGUGCACCUACAGGUCUCAGCCAGGCGGAGGCACUGUGGAUUAACGUCAAACAGGUAAACCGGUUCCUGGAGACCUACUCCAACAUGGCCAAAGACAUCCCACCAGACAGUCUGUCCCGGCUGCGAGCUGACUUCUCCAACAUUUCCUCUCAGUACUUAGUUGCUGUCCACGAGGGUCGUCUCCCGUCUCCCGAUCUAGUCGUCUCCAUGCAGAACUAUUUGACAGCUGUUCGAGAGACCUGUCGGGCAUCUUGGGCCCGUUUCAACCCUUUCAAGAUGGCUGCGGGACUGUUAAUCUUGGGUCUUGCCUGUUUGAUGUGCUGUGUCAUUUCCGAAUUGUCUCAUUUAGUAAUUCAGGAAGGCUUUCUAAAGUUGCCCAUUUUCUCAGGGUUGGUGGUGGGAAUGGCAGUAGCUGGAGUCCAACUGUUCUCGAAAGGGUAUUUGGAGCUUUCGUGGUGUCUGGCAGGUGCAGCGCUUUCGUCAGAAGUUGUGUUUUUGUGGAGGACUCGUAGAGUUUCUCCAAAAGAUAGGUGGGGUCCUUCUCGCCUCCUCACGCCGGCCCUGAUGGUGCUUUUCUUUCGCUGUGCUUCGCUGCUUUCGGACAGUUACGUCAUCUAUGAAGGACACGUUGUCACCUUUUUGCUCUUGACGUUGAGCGUGUAUGUUCCACUUAGACUCAACUGGGACGGACUCUUGGUGCCACUUCCUCCACCGGAUACCCAGAAGCCACCUUUGCUACGCCAAGCGGCAUUGCCGUCUUCCGUUGUUAGACGGGAGGCCACCGUCUUGAUGGUGUGGUUGGGGGUGUUGGUCGGGUCACUCUACGUUUCCCUCUCCUUCCACAAUUGCCGGGAAGAGCAGGGAAGCUGCCAACCCUCCCCGUUCCUCUCCCCACUAUCUCGCGUGCAGGACAGCCAACUGCGUAACCUUCACUACGUGCUCUCGGUGGCCUCGUUGGCCACAUGGGUGUACCUUCUGCACCGUUGGCUUAGACACUAUGGCAACCUUAACUGUUCCACCGGGAGUGUGAUUUCAGCAUGCUUCAUCUUACCCUUGGCUUGCGUUGGCAUGGGGCUGCACUGGGCAGUAAGCGCCACCCCAGAGGACACCUUCAGGAACCUGUCCGAACUCAUUGCUCUCGCCCAUGUUUUCCUACCACGGGCUAUCUACUGCCUGUUGGGUAUAGGUUUGCUACUGUUGUGGAUGGACCCCAUGACGGUGUUCAUCAAGUCACGGACCCCAGUGAACUCUCGUGGAACAUCCCUCCCACCCCUAAGGUACAGAGCAAGCACUGGUAUUAGUCCACAGGCUGAGCUGCAUCAUCUUAUACCGCAGCUGUACCAGCGGAUCCGGCACUCGCUUGAAGAUGGAGGCGUCGAGGCUGGCGAAGCAGACGGCAGGCCAGCCGUGGAGGCAUACGGGUUGGGUACGGUGUUCUCUGCCCCCCUCGUGCUGUUUUGCGGACUUCUGGGGCUGGUUUUGCUGCUGCUUCAUCCUGAAGGAAUGGCUCUGGCGUUCUUGCUUCUACUUCUGGAAGCUGGAGCGGUGUUGCACAUCCAUGCCUGUAGCACCAACCUAUCCAGUCUCUCCAUACACUCAAGUGGUUACAGUGUGCCAUGGGCUUCUGUGGUUUCAUGGUCUCUGGCAGCUGCCCAGUUUUUCCAUGCAACAGGACAUCUCCCAACCUUCCCCUCCAUUCAAUGGGGUGCUGCGUUUGUGGGAUUUCCUCAAGGUCACACGGGCACUGUGCUUCCUGCCUCACUAGUGAUCCUUAACACCUUCUCUUCUCACAUUCUCUUUGCAGUUGGCUGUCCUCUGCUGCUGUUUUGGCCUCUGGUGUGCGAGGUGCGUGGGACACGUUCUGCACGCUCGGUGGGAGGUGAGGAGAGCGGGGAUGCUGUAAUGGAGAUGAGAUUGAGAGAAAACCCUCAGAAGUUUAGCUCGGCCCUCCUGCAGCUCACUGCACGCUACCUCUUUGUGAAUGGAGCACAGGUCUUUGCGUCGGUUUGCGCAGCAGCCAUUCUCAGGAGACACCUUAUGGUCUGGAAAGUAUUUGCACCUAAACUAAUGUUCGAGGCAUCUGGCUUCAUUGUGAGCAGUGUGUUUGUGAUGCUUGGGCUCAUCAUGGUGAUGAGGGUGGACAUAGCAGUGGGGCGCCUGUUUAAGAAACUCCUCCCACAAAACUCGAGGUUACAACCCACACCCCAGGUGUUGGCAGAGAUGUUGCAACAGCUACUGAGCAGCAGACUUGUUCUAAUGGGAUUGUGGCACCGCACCACGUCCGGUGUAGACACAGUGUGACACAAAAAAACGUGUCAUGGGUUGUGUGUCUCCAUGACUUACCUCGGAUAUGGGUUUAAUGUGCAGUGCAAAAAAAAUCUGUCUGAAUAUCAGCUACUAAAAGAAUGAGUAGAUACUAAUAGUUAUCCUAAAUUACUCUUCGCAUUUACUGUUCGAGAAUGUACAUUUGUUUCUUACUAUACUAUUAAUGAUCAAAUUUACAUAAAAAUGUAUCAAGAUGAAGCACAGAAAUCCUGCCUGUAACGCUAUUACAUUUUUACAUAUCUGUAAUUUUGAUUGUUACAACAUUCGA